AUGCUCCGCAAUCCUUUCCUCAGCACGCCCGCGUGCUCUAUGUCGUCCAUAUUCCCAUCCCAUCACCAUUCUCCGCUGACUGCGGUGCCUGCAACCCCACAGGAUGGCUGUGGUUGGUGUGUGUUCUGCGUGACGCGCUGCUGCUACUGGUGGCACUCACCCGCCCACCCCCACUGCUGCAGCUGCCUGGUGCAUUCUCUCCUCUCACUCUCUUUCCGCCACAGUAGCGCAUCGGCCAUGGCACACCGCCGCCUACGGGGCACAGCUCGUGCUUGUGCCUGCUGUCUCUUUCUCCUAGCGAUUAUGAUUGGCUUCCAACAAAUGAAUGCCAGAUAUUCGUUUCUGGUCGGUGAGUGCCCAUUUGACGAAGCACCACAAGAUCCUGUCGCCGAGCCACGGACCUACCCUACAGCAUUUGACAACCAUUCUCUGCAGUACGUCCCACGCAGUGUUGUGCGCACGUGGGGGGAGCGUGAUUUCCUCGUUGUGCUCGCCAUCCCGUCCAUCGAG
Messenger RNA from Trypanosoma grayi, 510 nucleotides. RefSeq lists its product as hypothetical. The annotation marks the transcript as partial. The transcript has a single exon. Lineage: Eukaryota; Euglenozoa; Kinetoplastea; Trypanosomatida; Trypanosomatidae. The record is from RefSeq and is a predicted model, not a curated record.